This is a messenger RNA of Saccostrea cuccullata (small rock oyster), 985 nucleotides long. RefSeq lists its product as uncharacterized. Gene Ontology annotation, cellular component: mitochondrion. The record is from RefSeq and is a predicted model, not a curated record. The transcript has a single exon. The coding region runs from base 36 to 836 and encodes 266 amino acids. NCBI's taxonomy places the organism in Eukaryota, Metazoa, Mollusca, Bivalvia, Ostreida, Ostreidae.
AGAAGCUUCAGAGAAGUUGGUGAAAAUCAAUAAAUAUGCAACAGUUUAGGAGAAAUAUCUGCCUUUUAAAUACUGUCUUGAGAAAAGGGAGUCACCAUGACAUUUUCAGUCAGAAAAUACAAAUGACUGCGCGGGUAUGUGGGUCAAAUUUUGGGACAAGUACCGCCAGUGCAUCGUUGAAGGGCUGUGCAUCUCGACUAUUUAAUCAAAGUCCCAUUCUAAACAUUAGACCUUGCACACUUCAUAGUGUAAGAUGUUUACAUGUCAUAAAUGGUGCUUACACAUCCCAAGACACUGUUGCCUGCAACAAUCCAUUUUCAUCAUUCUUGGAUAGAAUAAAUACCCAUACUGUCAACAUUAACAGAAGACAAUUUACAACUUCAGUGCUCUUGUUGUCUGAGAAAAAAUUAACCGAAGAGAAGAGUUCAGAGAACUUAACUAAAGAAGAUGUCUCAAACCAGGAGACCGGCACGAACUCUGAAAAUGUCGAAGCUCAACUUACACAACGACAGAAACUUAAGAGGGCGGUGAAAGAAUAUGGCCCAGUGGUCAUCAUUUUCCACAUAUGCAUUGCGUUGAUGUCCCUGGGAUUCUUCUAUUCCUUGGUGUCUGUCGGCGUUGAUGUCGUAGGAAUUCUCAGAAAAUUGGGUGUCUCUGAGGAGAUUUUGGAAUCGGCCCUUGCAGCAGGGGCCAGUACGUUUGUUAUUGCUUAUGCAGUGCACAAGAUGUUUGCUGUUCCACGUAUUGGGAUCACUUUGACCUGCGCCCCCAUUAUCGUUCGCAAGCUUCGGAAGGUCGGAAUUUUCAAGCCCCCAAAGCCAACCAUUAAAAAAUAAUGUGAACAAUAGCACUAUGACUUCACAUGGAAAUUGAUAUGUGACUGUUUGGUAAUGAUAUUUAAAGAACUUGAACUUGAAAAAAAAGUAAUUUAUUGUGUAUGAUUAUAUUAUUUAUAUAAAGCAUAUGACAAGUGUUGUGUAAUAUA